UGGAGUAAAGAAUGGAACAUGGGUGGGAAUGGUGAUUUGAUCAAUAUGACAUCAAACAAAAAUGAGGUGGCCCCAUCCACACUCAUUUGUUCAAUGAGACAAAGAGGUAAUCCUCACCCUCUCUCCUUCAUUCCUGCGGCCAGCACACCCCAAUUAAGAGCAAGAACCUCUCCACCCAUCAUCCUCCAUUGUUGAGGAGAGCUCAAGCAAGCAAGAAGCUCAAGGAAGGAGAAGAAAUCGCAAAAAUAGAGAAAACCCUUGGUAAUAGAGGUUGAAGCUAGGGCUUGCUACCUGCACCUUCUUACGGGUGAACUCAAAUCAAGGAAGACGUGAAAUGGAGGGUAGGCGAAUGGCAACGAGGAACAAUCCGAGGGGCCAGGCACCAGUAACAUCCAUGAGGGGUAGCCGGGCUGCAUCUCGGAGGAGAAGAGGAGGCCGAGUGUGCUGUGGGGGCCACCGGGCCCAAAUAGUGAGCGACGGCCACAUAAGCUCGGUGUUUGAAACUAACACUGACGACUAUGACUCGACUUUUGUUCCCGGCACGGAGCAUGAGGAGACCCCGUAUGACGGGGGUGACUUCCACACUGACGAGGAAGACAACAAUGAGAGUGAUGCCCGAUUCGCUCAAAUGGGCGAAUUGCUUGAGUGGUAUCAAAAAGAGAAACUAAGGAGAGACCUGAGGCGCCAAGCAAGGCACGGUUCUCGUGGUGGUUCGGUUCAAGGAAGCCGGGGAGCUUCAAGGGCCACUCCAGCGGCGUCACAAGGUGGGCGUGAAGGAGGGUUUUGUGUGAGAAUCUCCAAGUACCUCAAGGAGGCUAGGGCCUUGGGGUGUAAAUCCUUCGACGGCACCAGUGACAUUACUGUUGCCGCCGAUUGGAUCAAGAAAGUGAAGGAUGCAUCAAUGGAUAUGCAGGUCACACCCGACAUGAAGUUGACUGUUGCUUCACGUUUGCUUGAAGGAAUCGCUUCUACAUGGUGGGAGAGUGUAGAAGGAAAGUACCGGGGGGCCAUCACAUGGGCGAAGGGACACCUACAUGGGAGAUGGUGGCCAAGGGAGCGGUUUUGGAGGGAGCUACUACGGAGGAGAAGGCGGGCACUAGGGACAGUGCUUGAUUCAAGUGCGGGGGAGACACUCAUGAUGGUAUGUAAUUUUCAUUUCUACCUAGCACUAUGCAUGUAAUUCUUUUGAACUUUUUCACAAAAAAAAAGCAAACAAAAAAAACAAAAGAAAAUAAAUGCUAGUUAGGUUGAAAACCCAACAAAAUGGGCAAUCUAAGCAAAAAAGGCUUAUAAAAAAAUGAGUGAGUUGGAGAGAAUGGAAAAUGAAAAGAGGUGCUAGGAUGAAAACCUGAAAAGGCUCCUAGGCAAAAUGAGAGAUAUGAGAGAAAUGUUUGUUCUUGCAGGCACUCAUUGUAUCCUUGUGAAGAAUAAGAAGAUUCAAGAUAAAAAAGAAGAGAGGAGGAGAAAAGAAGAUAACACUAGGAGGCCAUUAAACCCAAGAUGCUCUUUUGUAAUUUGAGUUUAAAACUCAUUUUUCUUUGUCAUCCUUGGUGGUCUUUGUGUUUGUAUUGUGUUGAACUGUGGAACUUUUGGACAAACAUUGAUACUUGUAAACAUUUGAUCUUACUCGAGACGAGUAAAGGUUUAAGUGUGGG
Messenger RNA from Cuscuta europaea, 1655 nucleotides. The record is from the annotation of a GenBank genome assembly. Lineage: Eukaryota; Viridiplantae; Streptophyta; Magnoliopsida; Solanales; Convolvulaceae.